UGCUGCUGUAUUAAUCGUGCUGUAUUUACGAUGGGAACUUGCACGCACAAAACGUGACCACUAUCCUUCGAAAAAAAGGAGGAAAAACUGGCCGACAAAACCACUUUUUCCGUGCCACCACAGUCGCGAGAACCGGACUAAGGUAUACCCAGAAAUGCCUCCAAGAUGAUCUGGUUGAGUUUCUUGCUUUUGGCCGGGCCGAUGGUGUGUCUGGCCGGAGACAGUGCAGCGGAUUCUGGUAGCGGCGACGGAGCGGGUAGCGGGGCAGGCAGUAGCCCGAGCAACACGGCCAAUCGUGCCGUGGUCGAAGUGGUCCUGUAUGAUAGCAACAUCAAUGGCGAUUACACUACUCGGACUCUAGAAUUGACUGGGACUUUCUCGCCUGCUGGGGUGACCAUCAGUGCAGAAGGCGAAAUUAAACAGAUGCAUCCGCUUGGGCUGUGUAAUUCUAACGAAGAUGAGGAGCCUUUUGAUUACGGCUGGGUGGGUGUGGUCCAACUGGCCUCACCCCUAGAUGACCCUAAACCGUGUCUUACUAUUUACCAGAAGGCCAAGCGUGCAGUGCAGCUAGGUGCGACGGCCGUUAUCUUCGACGUGACGCAUAAUACAGAUGCCAUCCAGGAGCUACGCCGGGAGGAGUCCGCAUCCUUGGAACGUCCCAUUGUCAUCUUGCGGGGAUCUGAUGCGCGUGAACUGAUGAACAUCGUUAACCGACAGACUGAGGCUAGAGCUCGCAUCAUGACCCCACCUGCUCAGCCCCCUCAGAAAACAUCCAACGAGUUCUUCGACAUGGGAAUCUUUGUGGCAUUCUUCGUUCUGAUUGCCAUCAUCUGUUUGCUGCUUCUCCUCAAGUUAAGAUGGAGACAGAAAAGGAAACAGACUUCACAGGUUCGUAUGGCAAUGGACGCGCUAUCAAAGAUGGAGGUACGCAAAUACAAACACUAUUCCGACCACCACCAGUUACGUAAGUCAUCGCAGGAUGAGCGUUACACGGAGCUCCACCAGAUCCGUAAGUCCUCUCAGGACGAUAGAUGGGCUGCCACCACGCUGAGUAUAGCAUCGGAGGGGAUCAUCUGUGCGAUUUGUCUGGAGGAGUUCCAUGACGGCGAGGAAUUGAGAGUGGUACCCUGUUCACAUGAAUUCCAUCGCCACUGUGUGGAUCCAUGGCUCCUGUCUAACCGAACCUGCCCUCUAUGCAUGUAUAAUAUUAUUGGUUGUGGACCAGAGCAGCCUCCACGCCCACCCUUACCUCCCCCUGCUGCCAACCCCUCCACUCCUCUCAGAGUCAGCCUACCGGGCACGCCAGCGUCUCCUGAAUUCAUGCCGGAGAGUUGGUCCUUUCCUCCCACCACAUACAGCAUCCCGUACACGGGCAUGAGAACUCACUCAUUUGGGCUGCGCGGCUGCCCGCGUAGACCAAACCACUGCAAGAGAAACGGCCAUCACUUCCAUAGGAACUCUGUUGACAGUGCUCAAGUCGGUAACGUCCAUGUUUUAGGGGAUUCUAGAGACCUCAGGCGCAUGAGUUGCGGAGCCCGGACAGAGAAUGCUGGACAGAAUGUUAUUAUGGUCCAACGGGGUUGUGAACAGUGUGGGAAUGUCUGCUCACACUGCCAGCAGCAGCUCGCCAGAAGUAAAUCCCGAGCCCGUUGCCGUAGAGAUGAGAGCAGGAAUCUUGGCCUGACGUCAUUUGAGAACCACUACAUAGUGAACUUAUCGCCUGUACAGAACAGAGAAUUAGGGAACUAUCAAGAUUUAUGCAGCUUAAAGUACCCAGGGAAGAUUGUCGCGCAUGAUACGCGGCAUUACUGCGGUCAGAUCGUGCCUGUCCGCGUCCAUCUAGAGAACCUACCGCCACCUGUCUCCGCUUCAUCUAAUUGCAAUGCCACUGACCUCAGGGAUUUAUCAUCAGGGAGCAGUCUUAGCCUGUCAGCUUUCCAUGCUGACUGUGAGUGUAGCGAUAGCACUGUCAGUAGCCACGGUAACUUUGAUAGUAAUCAGAGCGUUUACGGCAGCUCGUCCACAUUUCGGAGCGAGCCCAGCACGUCAGACCCCUGCGCUUACGCACAACCGGGACAAGUCGAGCAGAAUUUUGAUUUGACGGAAGCAACGCAGCUAACGCCGACAUGUGUUCAUAGGAUCAAUCAUGAAGUGAGACCAGUAAGCACGUCGGACACUGACGAAGCCAAACAAAGCAGCGACACGACGACAAGCGAAACGACCAACUUCUCUAUGCAGGUGAAUGUGUCCCAGAAGUCCGCAGUACCUCCAAACUCAAACGCUACACGACAAAAAAGCACCCAUCAGCAUUCAAAGUCUUCAAACAGAACUUCAAAUAACGGAAAAUGUUCUCACUUGCAUAGCCACCAUAAACCACAUCAAUCCAACAAAACAAAGGACUCCAAGAAAUCCGUCGCCAAGGCUAAGCCAAUAUGGCCGACGCAACAACUUACCAAACGGAAAUCGCCUUGCCCGUGUUGCUCAGGAAAAAUAGUGUGGGAAAGUUGCGUAAGAAACUUGGAAAGUUCAGCAAAGACCACCGAGAGGUCGUCUAGGUCAACUGAAAGGUCAAGGUCACCAGAAAGGUCAAGGUCACCAGAGAGAGGGGCAAGACAUAGUAGGAAACAGGGUCGGGGGUCACUGCACAUGUAUAGAGGUCAUCUGAGGUUACCGCUACAGUCACUAGCUGCACUCAAGAAUGGCCAAGGAACCGUGGUUACGAUUCCAGUUCACCAUGGCAACCAGCAAGUUCUGGAGGAGAUUGUCUAAUGCAUAGAGAGCUGCCAAUAUUUCAUUUGCCUUUCAUCCCAUUUGCUGCUGUCAAGCUUUUCAACUACGGAGCAUCCGCCCGAGAUCACGGCCCCAUUUCAUGGUGUUUCCAAGCAGAAAACAAGUUAGAAAAUGCUGUUCAGCAAAAUUAUUACCGGAAACAAGUAAUUAUACAACAAGCGUACACAUUGCAUAACCUUUUGACUUGAAUUAUCAAACAAUCAAAUUCUUUAUCUUUCUAUUUUACAACUUGCAACGUUACAUCCAAAACUAUCGGACUAUGUGUGAAACCAUAGGACACAACGUCACAAAUUUCAAAAUAGUCAGUUCAAGAAUGGGAUUUGAUGUUUAAUCUACAAUCACUGGGUGAAGGAUAAACAGUAUCAACCUUUGGCGUGUUGUUUUUGCAAACAGAUUCUUUUUGUGCCUAGUAAAUCCUUUAAAUUGUUCCCAGAUUUGCACGAGACACAUUGCUCACAUCAAUGCCUUGCAUGUGUCAUUUGUUAUACGGAUAAAAAUUCUGAGUACUUUGCCUUUGUAAAAUACAAGCUCUUUAGAAGUACAUGUGUCUCAAGUGAUUCAACCUUCGCUUGAUGCUGACUUUCCCCAAGCAAUGUUGUACCGGUAGUCACAUCCAUUACAAAUACAUGUAAACCACUAGUCCAUUCAGAGGUCCAGUCACAGAUAACAGUGGGUGGACAAUAACAAAGGAAUGCCUCCCAGUAUAUUUCAAUAGCUCAUGAGUUGAAAUGGGAGUGGAGGACUUGUGACGGACCUGUGAUGGACUUGUGAUGGACUUGUGAUGACUUGCAGGGACUUGUGAUGGACUUGGCUAUAUCACUGUUCCCGAGGGGACGGGCUCAUGGAGCUGCUGGGGGCCGAUUUUAUGAAACGCUGAGGGUAACUAGAAAGGGUAACUUGUCUUAAUUGCGACUCGUCCUAGGAUCGAUUUCACCAAAAUUAAGACCCCUUCAACACGUCCUAACUUCCUUUAUAGCAAUGCAGCUGAACUCGUCUUAACUUAAGAUCAGUCUGAUGGUCAUCUUAUCUCAUUAAUGCGUGUGUUAAUUUGUAUGUCAUCUGGAAAUUAUCAUUUCUGUUAAAGACGAGUGUCGGCCUAGAGUUAUAGUUCAAGGAGGAAAACCGCUGUAGAAACAGAUUUAAAAAGAUUUCUGAUACCCGGGAAGUUUUAAUAAAUACAGCUUAUUUACAACAUACGAUUAUAUGCCAAAACCCAGUCGACUCUUUAAAAUGGCGUGAUGAAACGGGGAGCAAGAAUGACUCUAUCGUAUCUUGUGUAAAACUUCCUUGCGUGUGAAAUUGAUUGAGUAGAGUAAUUUUUCUGGCAGAGUUCGUGUUCUAUGCAAUCGC
This is a messenger RNA of Patiria miniata (bat star), 4140 nucleotides long. RefSeq names its product E3 ubiquitin-protein ligase ZNRF3-like. The transcript is spliced from 9 exons. Gene Ontology annotation, molecular function: ubiquitin protein ligase activity. NCBI's taxonomy places the organism in Eukaryota, Metazoa, Echinodermata, Asteroidea, Valvatida, Asterinidae. The record is from RefSeq and is a predicted model, not a curated record. Bases 166 to 2769 code for a protein of 867 amino acids. Gene Ontology annotation, biological process: ubiquitin-dependent protein catabolic process.